Gorilla gorilla gorilla (western lowland gorilla) is the source of this 1697-nucleotide messenger RNA. RefSeq lists its product as uncharacterized. Bases 1 to 564 code for a protein of 187 amino acids. The transcript has 2 exons. NCBI's taxonomy places the organism in Eukaryota, Metazoa, Chordata, Mammalia, Primates, Hominidae. The record is from RefSeq and is a predicted model, not a curated record.
AUGGGUAGCCAGUAUGUGCAUCAUGCUGAUGCCCUGGCUACUGCUUUUGCCAUAACACGUGCCCUACCCCUCCUGGGGUUCUGGGGCCUGGGCCAGGACAGUCAGGCUAAACUGACUCUAGGCCACGCGGACCCCGUGGGGCGGGGCGGAACCUGGCAGGGCGCCAGUGACCGCUGGGGCCAGAGCCCUGCCGGGAAAGGAGGGCUUCCGCCUUGCAGCGCAGCUCGGAUCGGCAGCAGCCCAGGAGGCCUCCCGCCCGUAUUUUCCCGCGUCCAUCCCUCUGUCCCACGGUCGGUGAGUCAGCGGAGCCUGAUGGAGGCCUUGGGCUCUGGGCACUAUGUGGGAGGCGGCAUCAGGUCCAUGGCGGCGGCGGCCCUGUCUGGCCUGGCGGUGCGGCUGUCGCGCUCGCCGGGGACCCGCGGCUCGUACGGCGCCUUCUGCAAGACGCUCACGCGCACGCUGCUCACCUUCUUCGACCUGGCCUGGCGGCUGCGCAAGAACUUCUUUUACUUCUAUAUUCUGGCCUCGGUGAUUCUCAACGUCCACCUGCAGGUAUAUAUUUAGAGCCACUAACUUUGUGGCAUUUGGGGGCUCCUCGUCAGGAUGGCUGACUUCCACCCACCUGCUCACCCACCCUAGAGCAAAGCGACCAACUCCGCUCGUGCAUGCAGACUUGCCACUCAUUCUUUCCAUUGCCUCAUCUUUUAGUAUAAAUGGGUGGCAAAAAAAGAAAAAACCAGCAUUUGUGGAAAGCCUGAAAUAUAACCAAAAUCGUCUAAGAUAGAAUGAAAAAUUGACUCUCAAGGAUAUAUUUGAAGGAACAGAAUACAGCUUAAAAAUUUGAAAAUCCUUAAAAAUAUCUGAGAAGUUUUUGCAUCCGUAAAACAGAAAACAGCACGAACUUUAGGAAAUGACAAUGGGCACAGAAUGCAAUAAGAAAAAAAAAAAAAAACGGGGAAAGGUAACUAAAAACUUAAGGAAAGAUAAACUGAACAAGAAUGGCUCAGACAGCAGGCAAAUCUCCCCAGUUAGAAUCGAAGUGAAUAGACCCAACUGAAUGGAAUGAAUUCUAAGCAAUAGAUGGAUUGAAUAAUAAGCUGGAGGACAUUAAUAACAUGUUCUGGAAGGCAUACAUUUCUUCAACCCAAAGGGAAAAAAAAUGACAGAAAGAAACUACAGGGAAGAACAUUAAAAACUGUGCAAGAAACUUAUGUUUCACAUAUGAAGCAACCUCAGAUGUGGCAUGGCUUUGAACAGUUGCCAAAAGUGUGAGAAAGGGAAUCUGUUUGAAUAUUGGCACAUGGAUCAAGACUCUGGAGUUGGUGAUGAGAAAAUCCAAUCAGAGCAUUCCACUUUGCUAUUCAUUGAACCAGGUAGCCAACAGAAGAGUUAAAAAUUAGUGAUAUGACUAUAUUCAGGGGGAAGGAGAGCUGAGGGGGGCGGCAGGAAGUCAGCAGAAAAUGCCUCAUGUCAUUAAGUCAAGAAAUAGUAAUAAAGGCAUGUUAUUGAAAAAGAGGGGUGUAAUCUCUAAACAAGCAUGUGUAGAAGUUUGUGUUUCUGAUUUGGGGAAGCAAGAGUUGAGAAGGAGGGACAGUUCUAUUACUUUUCAUAUAUGUCCUUUUUCUACUGUUUGAUUUUUAAAAACUAUACACAUGUAUUGCUUUUGCUUCGAUUAAAAAUCAAGACAUUAAAAUGAA